This is a messenger RNA of Pezoporus occidentalis (night parrot), 8491 nucleotides long. RefSeq names its product limb development membrane protein 1 (gene LMBR1). Bases 852 to 1952 code for a protein of 366 amino acids. The record is from RefSeq and is a predicted model, not a curated record. Gene Ontology annotation, molecular function: transmembrane signaling receptor activity. NCBI's taxonomy places the organism in Eukaryota, Metazoa, Chordata, Aves, Psittaciformes, Psittacidae. Gene Ontology annotation, cellular component: plasma membrane. The transcript has 14 exons. Gene Ontology annotation, biological process: signal transduction.
AAACCAAAUCAAGCCAGCAACCAAAACCAAACGCAGACUAUUUGAGUUAGUGUACUCCUGGUGAGGGCUGUUAAUGACAUUCUUGCUGAUGUUGCUAUGUGUGAAUGUUUCUUGAAUGGUAACUGGAGCUUCUUGGCUAAGCAAAUUCAAAAGGAAAAAUCCCCCUCUUUGUUAGCUGCAGUUUAGCUACCUUUAGGCAGUCUGUUUUCUUUAGCCAACUGAGUAUUAUAUUUCACGCAUCGUUUAGAGUUUUCUUAUUUUGUUUUCUUAAGCUUAUUGGGCUAAAUUUGGGUCCUGGUCCUAUUAAUUGCUGAAUUAGAUUUCUUACCCUGUCUUUCCUCCCUCUGUUUUUGUUUCUUGUUGAAGUUUAAAUAAUUUCCUUGAAAGAAAAAGGAAAUAAUAUGGUGAAAGCAUUUUUAAGGAGAUGUAGGUGAAGGUAGCUGCAAAGUAUUUUACAUUUGGAACUAAACACAGGAAUUUCUCUCAAUAGUGAAUUCCCCAGACAUUCAGUAAAUGUCUCUUUCCUCGCCUAUUCUUUCUAAAAUGGAUGAUUUCAAAGAAGAAAAUGAACAAGCCUAUUCAUGAGAAGAAAGAAAUAAACAAAGCUGUUAGUUCAAAUUUUCUUAUCAUGAGGGAUGUUCUCUUUUGGAUUUCAGGUGAUACAGUAUAGUCUUGUGUAAUUGUGGAAAUGUGUGUGUUUUGGGAAAGGUGGCCUUGUUUUCUCAACUAUAAAAUAAAAGCUGUGUUUUUGGGAUGCAGAACAUGUGACACUAGUUGAAUCUGUUAGCUGCUAAAUUGCAGGCUUAUGGAAUCUUGCCUCUCUUUUUUCGAAUUUAUGUUUGUUUGUAUUGAUGCCCUUUGCCUUUUUCUUCUUGGAAUCAGAAGGAUUUGCUGGCUUAAAAAAGGGCAUCAGAGCGCGUGUUUUGGAAACCCUUGUAAUGCUUAUUCUUCUUGCACUGCUUAUCCUUGGAAUCGUAUGGGUGGCUUCGGCACUCAUAGACAAUGAUGCUGCCAGUAUGGAGUCUUUGUAUGAUCUCUGGGAAUUCUACCUCCCAUAUUUAUAUUCCUGUAUAUCACUGAUGGGAUGCUUGUUACUUCUGUUAUGCACCCCAGUGGGACUUUCACGGAUGUUUACAGUAAUGGGUCAGUUGCUGGUGAAGCCAACAAUCCUUGAAGACCUAGAUGAGCAGAUGUACAUCAUCACUUUGGAGGAAGAAGCAAUUCAGAGGAGGCUUAAUGGUAUAUCUUCCAUGGUAGAAUACCAGGCAGCAGAGUUGGAACGGGAACUUGAAAAGGUGAAAAGCAGGAAAACAAAUCUAGAACGGAGGAAAAAAGCUUCUGCUUGGGAAAGGAAUUUAGUCUAUCCAGCUGUUAUGAUACUGCUACUGAUUGAGACAUCCAUCUCAGUCCUCUUAGUUGCUCUCAACAUUCUUUACCUGUUGGUUGAUGAGACUGCAAUGCCAAAGGGAUCAGGGGGGCCUGGAAUAGGAAAUGCCUCCCUGUCCACCUUUGGUUUUGUGGGAGCAGCACUUGAAAUCAUUUUGAUUUUCUAUCUUAUGGUGUCCUCUGUCGUCGGCUUCUACAGUCUUCGGUUUUUUGAGAAUUUUACUCCCAGGAAGGAUGAUACAACUAUGACAAAGAUCAUUGGAAACUGUGUCUCAAUCUUGGUGCUGAGCUCUGCUUUGCCAGUGAUGUCAAGAACAUUGGGAAUCACCAGAUUUGAUCUGCUCGGAGACUUCGGAAGGUUUAACUGGCUGGGAAACUUCUAUAUUGUAUUAUCUUACAACUUGCUCUUUGCUAUCAUGACAACAUUAUGUCUGGUCAGAAAGUUCACUUCUGCUGUGCGAGAAGAGCUCCUGAAGGCAUUAGGAUUGGAUAAACUUCAUCUAUCAAAUAAUCCAAGAGACUCGGAGACAAAGCCAUCUGCAAAUGGGCAUCAGAAAACACUGUGAUUAACAAUCGCCUGCAAUCAACAAAGCUGAAAACAUCAACCUCAUGGCAUUCCUGUCAUCUCAUCAGCAUUUUUAUAUUGAUUUUUAUUUGUUGAUAAUUUGGGUCCAACCUAAGUCUCAUUUUUUGUUGCUGUAUGCUUUUGAAAAAGUUAGAUAUAUCAGAUUCUUCUGUUUCCAGUGAACUUUUGGUCUGCUUGUUUAUUUCCUCGUAAGUUAAUGCAGGAGGUGCCUUGAAGACUGGAAGCUGAAGAGAAUAAGUCAUUCCUUUUUGUUUGUUGAAAGUCUCACAUCUUUAGAACAAACCUGCUACCAUUUGGAUGCAUAGUACCUCCUGUGUUAUACAGACACAGCUAUAGCGAAUAACUCUGGGACUUGGUUAAAAAAAAAAGCAGCAAAAAGGGUACACUUCGAGCCCACUAUGACCCUUACUGGAAAUGUAAACUACCUGGAGUAGGUAUCCUUGGCAUUAGAUAAACAGUUCCACUAAGAACAUGUUAAAAAUAGCAGUAAUGUGUAGAGAUCACAGUCCUUUCACGCUGGAUAUAGCAGGCUGUUCACAGCCGAAUGUCACGGAGCUUUCUUGGAAGGCCAGCGUUUUCAGCUUUCUGAACUUAGCUAGAGACACCAGGUUGCUUUAGUGGUAGUCAGACAAUGUCUUAUUAAAAUACAAGAUGAAAAUUAACUUCAGUGUUAAAUCUGAGCCAAGUAUGCUUUGUAAAAAGCUGCCUAGACCCCCUGUCACAGCUCUUACAGUUCUGUAAGCUAUCAUGCCAGGGAGGUCACUUCCCUACCAAGUACAUCCCUGUAAAAUUCUUUAUGAACUACUGUGUAUAAGCAGUACUUGUAAUCAAUGCAAGUAGCACAGGCCAAGGAGGCUGCGGUUGCAGUUUUUUAUAGUCUUCUUUCAUUUGAAGUAAAUUAUUUCUCUGAAUUUGUACUAUAGUUACCAGGAUUUCUGUUCAGUGGCGUAAUCCAGUAUCUUUCAGUAGCCUGUUUUUUUUUUAAUGUACACAUGAACGUGUAUAUAGGCCUAUAUGUGUAGAUAUCUUAAAUUCUAAGCUUCUAGAGAUAGCGUAGGUGGCUUGGUAAGUAAAACUUGUGUGUUUAAUCUUGGUAGUUGAAUUUCUGCAGUGUUACAGUUUAACUGCUCAGAGGCCUUAGAUUCAGGCCUUAGAUUCAGGAUGGCAUUGGUGGGUGGUUACAUCCCUUUUCUUAGCAUUACUGCAGCCUUAGGAAUUCCUCAAGCAGUUUGUAUUAAAAAAGCUCACCAACCAAAACGCAAAUAAGUAUUCAAAAUCUGGUUACGCUUUUGUGCUGCUCUGCCACAGGUUAUCUUUAAACAGGUUGGAACGGGGACACCUUCAGUGUAACAAGUCAGAUACCGUUCCUGUUGAUUCCCCAUUUCCGUAAAACAAGUAUGUCUGUAGCCUGAGGUCUUACAUGUGGUGAGGUGGUGAUGACUAGCUCUCCAGUGUGGUUCUGAAAUAAGAUCAACCUUGUGUCAGAAACCCUUUGGCUGUUUGCGUGAGGUGACUGCUCUGGGCUGUAGAACUUACUGCUGGGUGUGUGAAUGUGAGCUUUUUUUUUGUUCCCUAGAGUGCUUCAAAAAUCAAGCUCCAGUAUGCAUGAGGGUUUCUCAUUUUUGCAGCUGCCUUUUCUGACUGAUACUGGGGCACAAUGUAAAUAUUUCUGUAGUAAAUAUGAUGCUAGAGAGUUAUUUUUUUGUGUGUGUGAUUAGUAUAAAUUCAAGGCUUAUCAAACUGACUAUUGAUGUGUUGUACUGAGUCUUGGAAGACAAAGUAAAACUUGAUUUCAUUAAGAUUUACAAGCAUCUUUUCUGUUGUUUGAGUUUAAUGCUGACGUUUUAGCGAGGAAUCUAUUGAGUCAAAGUUCUGCAACCUAGAACAGGGAGCUGUGAUUAAAGUUGUUUUAAAACGUGUUUACAUUUGAAAUAUUGGGAGAUCUAUUUUUUAGGGGCAUCAUUCAGGUAUCCUCAGAGCUUGUAGCCUUACUUAUUAGCAUUAUAGUUAAAAAUAACUGAAAUGUAUCCACUUGUCCAUGCAAGAGAUUGUGUGACCAAAAUUGUCUUUGUGUUUUACCAGGGCUGGUGAAUUGCGGUGUGUGAGGCUAGUUAGCAUUAUUAAAACAUUUCUAUGGCAGCUUUUAAGACUGUUAUAUAAAUACAGUCUGUGAAACUGGGGAAAUGAAUUUUAAGGAAUAAGUUUAGGGAGUGUGAACCAGCAUAAGUCUUGCUCUUUGUGCUUUUGGAGAGAUGUUUGUCCUCACAUCAGUGACCCAAGAACACAGGAAAAGAUGAGAUUGAGGUAUGUGUGGUUUCUGAAAGUGAGUUGGGCAGUUACGUAGAGCAGAGACAGUUCCUGCUGAGAAACACACAAGUUUCAGGCAAGAAUUCAACACUCUCUUUCAAAACAAACAUUACAACCUUGCCUUUCCACCCCUUCUGCUGGUUUCUGCAAUAGGAGAGAUGUGUGGAUUACGGCUGUGUUAGUAAAGAUUACACUGAAACCUGAAGGGUGGUUUAAAUGCUGUGUGGUUUCAAGUAAUUCAGAAAUACCCUGUGCAACUACUGACAGUGUUUUGUUUUAAAACUAGCUGUUCGUAUUGUGACACUGUCCACAUUAAAAUAUGCCUUCUGCCUGGAAAAAUGGCAUGCUUAUGCACAGCUUCUUUACAGAUAAAAUGCUACAAAUAUACUACGUGUAAGAUACAGAUCACUGUAUACUUUUCACAGAAGCAUACGGUCACUUAAAUACAAGCAACUGGUAAUUCAUUAAUGGAUAUUGACGAUACAUUCCUAGUAUUUUGACUCAUGUAGAGUCAGGUGGUCUAUACCUUCAAGGUAUAUACAGCUGAUCUUAGUAACAUUAACAUCUGCCUCACUUCUUAUGAGGCAAAAAGCACAUAAAUGCUUCCAUCUUCAACUAGAUACCACACAAGACCAAAAAAUAGAUGUAAACUAAGUGUUUUAAGUUAGCUGCUUCUUGGCUUUAUUCCGUAUUGGUAGCACAAUAUUAAAUGCAGUGGCAGAACUCUAAUAGUGUGGGAUUUCGAAGCAUAAAGCACACAGGCUUAUCACUUUAAGCUAAAAAAUAAUAGUGUUGGUUACUGUACAAGUAACAGUUUUUUGCAGUCAUAGGAAGCUUUGUUUACUGUCUGUAAUGUGGUGUUUAUCUUUGGCUGUGUUCCUCUGAGACCUUUUACCCUGUUGACUCUUUUAGCAUGAUAGAAAUUAAAGGAUUUGACAAGUUGCUUUCCUUGUCUGGUUCCAAAGUACCACAUCGAGAACUGCAGAAGAAUGGCUAUGUGCUGUGGUCUGGUCCAGUCCGUGCAGACAGAGCUUGUGCAGCCCUGUGCUUGAUGGGGUGAGCACAUGAGAGGAUGCUGAGGAGUGCCCCUUCUCCAGUCUGUCACCAGGAGUGAUGAGAGUGAAGGAGCUGCAGCCCUCAUGUCCCACCAGAACUCUACUGCUUGCUCGUACAGCUCUGCAGCAGCUUCACAUGUGCCCACUGUCAUGUAGUAAAGGCAAGAUGGCCCUUCUCUUAAAAGAAUCUACAAUCUAAAUUAGAAAGGAAUAAGGUAGAAACAAAGAACAAUUGGCAUCUUCAUGCAUGUGACUUGCCUUGAAUUUUCUAAGAAUGUUGUAGGUUAUUUUCCUUUCUUUUAUCCUCCCCUUCCAGAAGUGGGAUGGGCUCAGGUGGUGUACAUAUAUACAGCAACCGAGCCUUAUGCUCAGUCUACUGGCAUCUCUCAUUUUGAAACACCAAAUCCAGGAAGACAGUUAAAUUCUUUUGCUUUCACAUACAUUCUAGUUUUUAAAAUAGCAAUUCUUAAAAUCUUGGUGAAGUCACUGGGGCAGAAACAAUACACUAAGGCCAUGUUAAUAACCUCUUUAAAACGAAAUGGGCUUAGUUUUGUUAAAAAAAAAAGCAUUGAUGUGAUCCUUAAAGACUUUAAGGAAGUAAAAUCCCCUGCCCUCUGGUGUUAGUGGGUUUUUAUGCCUUUUUUUUUAGUGUCUUUUAGUGCUGACUUCAGACAAUAUUCCAUACACUAAGUUCCCUCCCCAGCCUGUAUGUUUCAGGAGCUGAAAUCUUGAGCUCUUGAAUAUUGGAUUUACUGUUGGUAACUGGCAAGUUAUUUCAGUCACAUUAAGAGCUUUUGAACUUUACGAAAACGCUGCUUUGGAAUUCAUCCCAUUCAGGGAGAGCAGUCUAAUCUACUGGCCCUCACCCAGGUGGUGAUAACGUCUGCCUCCUUUUUCUGCCUUGCCCAGCACUCUUGCUUAUGGCAACUGGUCUCUGACAUUGUCGUAAGAAGUUGCGAUGCGCCUUCUCUGUUCAGGGUGUGAGGACAUGAGUCCCGUGGCUUGUCCAUCUGCCACAUGCAGGUCUAGCUGCUGAAUUGGGUUACUUUGGGGAUUACAGGCCCAGGAUUUCCAGGUGGUAGACAUUCAUGUGCUUGAACUUUUUGCUUUCAGCUCAUUUUUGCUGGGACUGAAAAGUCAUCGCAGACUUUCUGGGUGUACAUUUCUGUGCAGGCCAUUUCGGGGAGAGGUGUGAGGGGGCAAAUGAGAUGGAGCUCGUUUGUAUAGACAGUUUUAUUUCCAUUCUUUUUAUAGUCAAGCUUUACAAUUCCAUUAAAAAUACACUUAAAAUCCUUAAGUUCAUGAAAUUCAGUAACUGCUGAAACUUUUUCUCAACCUGGUCCUAAUUCUUUGCUUGCUUUCCUCUUUUAUGUGUUCAAGACAUUCAGUGUAUUAUUUGGUGGCUUUGAUGUUAAGAGCAGGUCUUGAUCUAGGCAAAACAUGAAAUACCAGACCAAGAAGAAUUUACAUAGAUCUGAUGUAGAAUGUGUGAGAAGACCACUUCAAGUGGGAAGCUUUUUUGAACUGUUUCACAGUUGAAGCACCCAAACCUUUUCCUCCCAAGAGAAAGAAGACAUGUAUCAUUAAGAUAGGAAAAUUAAUUCUGUGUUCUCUAAAAUGCCAGUAAUUCACCAACGCUGUAAAGAACUUCAUAGAUUCCUAAAAUCCAUUCUGUGAUUCAGAGUGCAACAGCAUCCUUGACUUUAUAGAAGCCUGUGAACUUUUGAGAAUAGCUCUGUCUUGGCAGCAGAGAACCUGAGGAUGCUUUCUAAUUCUAUGUUAGUUACCACAUUUUUCUAAGUAACUAUUUCAGUUGCAUUUAUUGCUCAUUGUUUGUUUGUUUUGUUUAAAUAUACAUAACAUUAAAUGUUCUAACAAAUACAGGAGGUGACUUCAAACAGUCAAAAGGAUAGCAUCAGGAAUAUCCUGUAAAUGUUGACAAUCCUGACCUGCCCAGUUCUAAGCUAUUUAAAAGCUGUGUCUGUUUGAAGGUCUUACAUCGGCAUAGAAAUAAGGAAAUCCCAGUUCUUUAAGGCUUGACGAGGUACUGGUGAGAUACCUGACUUUGUUCCUUUGUACCUAAUGAGCACUUUGGAAUACUGCUUCUGCAUUGUUUCUAAAUGUUUGCUGUAUAUUAACCUCAAGUUGGUGUUGCUUCCACCCCCAUUCCAUUAAGUUUUAUAGUCGGUAUCACUGGAGGAAGCUCCUUUAAUGAAUAGGCUUUGUUUCGCAUUCCUUGCGUCUUCCGUAGAUACCAGCUACUGAAGUAUAGGGGCAUUUGCUUGUAUUUUAAUGUAUUUCUUUUCCCACAGAGUCCAUACAGAGACAUUCCUUAGUUAGAAAUGUUCUUCCACGGUGAAAAUGUUCGUAUUUAUUCGUUUGUACUUGAUCUCUUUUUAACCACUAGAUUUCACUAAAACAAUCCUGUCAUUAGAGUGGAUUUUCUAACAAGUUACCAAGAGCUCAUCUAAGUUUGAAUUAGGAGGGAGAUGAAAACGGUUUAGUCAUUGCACACAUCUAUGUGCUUUUAAUCUUCAGUAGUGCAAGGCAACCAGCCCAGUUCUCAGUGAGAGUGUUAAUGUGCUAGUACCGCCUGUGUGAGCCUGUAUGAUGGCUCUUACUCUGGAGCAGUUCUGUGGACCUGCUCCUCAGCUACCUUCCUUGUACUCUGUAGAGCAGGACUACAGCUCUUGACAUGCCUUGCUGCCUUGCUUGGCUGGAGAUGGGAGACACACUGUUCCAGUGUGUCAGCAGCACGUAACUCUCAUGUUUUAAUCAAGGUCAGAGUUUGCACAGUGCCGAGGUAAGAUGUGACACUCUUCACAUGUUUUCUGUACCUUUUGUAUUUCACCUGUGCUUGAGCGUGAUUUGGGCGUCCCUUUCCACAUAAAAUGUGAUUGUUCAGAAAAGAGGAGCGAUGGCCAUACCUUCAUGGUGAAUUCUGUGCAUGCGUUUCACAGAGAAAAUUACCGAUGUGUGACUUCUGUUUUCCCCCUAACCAUAAGUUUCCCAGUCUGAGCUGAAACACUUACUCGCACAGAUUUUGCGAUUCUAACUUUUUCUCCUUCCUGGCUUUAUGUAACAAAGUUGAUCCACUUCUAAUCUUUAAAACAGUAGGUUUCAAAGCAUUUUUGUCUUAUUUGGCCUGACUUCUAUU